Molecule: messenger RNA, 1527 nt
Organism: Beta vulgaris subsp. vulgaris (sugar beet)
Lineage: Eukaryota; Viridiplantae; Streptophyta; Magnoliopsida; Caryophyllales; Amaranthaceae
Product: flavonol synthase/flavanone 3-hydroxylase
Exons: 3
Coding region: 148-1194 (348 amino acids)
Source: RefSeq, a predicted model, not a curated record
GUCUCUAUAUAUUGACAUAUCCCGCCACCAUCAUCUAUAUACCAUCACAAGUGCACAACUACCAAACUAAAUAUUCCAUACACACUUUUCUUGUUAGUACCAAACCAGAGAGUAAUCCCCUCCUCUCCACCAAUAUAAGGCACAAAAAUGGUAGAGAUCAUAACAUCAACUCCAACAUCAACACCAGCAAGUACAUUCAAAUGGGCAAAAGAUGGAGGGUCAACCGAAACAAUCCAACCAACCUACAUCCUAUCCGAAGAGAAGAGGCCACAACUCUCGGAAGUUGCGCCAGGUUCGAUUCCUUUGAUCGACCUUUCGGAGCCAGAAGAGAUAAUAAGGGAGAAAGUGGUGAAAGCUUCUGAAGAAUAUGGUAUAUUUUACUUGGUGAAUCAUGGAGUUGAUCCCGAGCUAUGCAAUGAGACGUUGAAAGCCAUUGUUGAAUUCUUUCAAUUGCCUCUUGAGCAAGGAAGAGGUCUACUCCACAGCACAGAUCACAAAAAAGAUGUCAAGAUAUAUAACUAUCAUGAACCUGAUGGUGAUAAGCGUGUUCCUGGUUGGAGUGAGGCCUUGACUCACCUCUGGCAUCCCUCAGAUGAUUCUUUCCUUGAUGCUCUCCCUGCUAAUAUUCCUCCCCAAUAUCGUGAAUUGAUACGCACAUAUGCAAAGGAAGUUGGAGUGUUAUUUGCCAAAUUGUUUGGGUGGCUAUCUGAAGGAUUAGGACUAGAAAAGGAAGCAUUAGAGAAGAAUAUGGGAGAAAAGCUCAAAUUCUACAAGAUGCAAGCAAAUUUCUACCCACCAUGCCCAAACCCAGAACUUACCUUAGGAUUGCCUGUUCACAAUGACAUGGCUGCCCUCACCAUCAUCCGUCAAACUGAAGAAGUGACUGGCCUUAACAUUAUUAAAGAUGGCAAAUGGAUGGCCGUUGAGCCUAUUCCUAAUGCCUUCGUCUGCAAUAUCGGAGAUACUGUCGAGAUAUUGAGCAAUGGAAAGUAUAAGAGUGUGCGCCAUAGAGCAUUAACUAAUAAAGAAAAUAUAAGAGUGUCAUUAGCGUCGUUUGUGGCACCAAACAAAGAAACUAUUGUUGGACCGAUGAAAGAGAUAGUUGAUGAGCAGCACCCUCCUCGUUACGAGACCUUUCUCUAUGCUGAUUUCCAUGAAAAAUAUGUCAGACCAUGGUUACAUCCUGGCAAGUAGAUGAAGAUAGGAAUCAUCACGUUGGUCAAUUUGCUUUCCGACUUAUAUCACUUGGCAGAUUGAUGAUUGGAUCCUAGAUGUUGGAACUGUUUUAUUCAAAAUAGUAUUGAAGUAUAUGUUUUCGCUCGUACGUGUUUUGCUGUCUUAAGAAAUAAUUUGAUGGACUUGUGCAUUACAUGUCCUCUAAGCUAGUGCGCCUUUUAUUGUAUUCUCUAAAUAAAUGCAUGUUUGGUUAGGUUGCUUUUUUAAAUGCGAAAGAGGGGAGAGACCCCUAUUUGGUUAGGUUGUAGACCAAUUGUUUUUUAUGUUUAUGAGAACUUGUUUUUUCUCGCA